Molecule: messenger RNA, 3904 nt
Organism: Tribolium castaneum (red flour beetle)
Lineage: Eukaryota; Metazoa; Arthropoda; Insecta; Coleoptera; Tenebrionidae
Exons: 10
Coding region: 136-3795 (1219 amino acids)
Molecular function (GO): protein heterodimerization activity
Source: RefSeq, a predicted model, not a curated record
UUUAACAAUAACACACCCGAAGGCGAUCAGACUGAGACCACGCAAAAGAAACACAAAUCGGUGAUUUACGUGAACGAUGAUUUGAAAACUGAAGUGGAAGAUUCGAUCACAAUCAAGGAACAAAUCGAUGAAUACAUGACUCUCGAUUCGAUUGAAAACAGUCACGUUAUUAACGUUAUUUUCAAAAACACAUUCUCGCUUGCGAGCCAAAUCCUUGAAGAUGUGCGGACUUGUAACGAGUAUUACUCGGACUGUUCCGAUGAUUUUCCGCUCGGGAUGGAAGCAGAUAUGUUAAAGUACUAUUUAGAACAGCGAAGAUUAUCGAACAAUUCGAAAAGCGAUUUCAAUCAUCAAGGGGAGACGCCACGAGUCAACACUCCGGCAAAUAUCGACGAAGGGAUGGUCUCACCGAAGCGCAAAGUCGAGCAUUUCCAACACCUCUACAUCGCAAAUAAUGUGAAAACGGCCACUUUCAACGAACAAACCGACAAAAACAACAUUAUCAGUAAUAAAAAUAACUUAAACAAUGAGUAUAAGAAUAAUAUGGUCCCGGAACGGGACACCGAUUCGAAGACUACCCCUGAAGUUGGGCUAAAUCUCUCGCCUCAAGGGACCUCGAACUCGCGACAGCACCACCAUGUGACAAUCCAGGAGCUCCGCUUACAACAGCAACAACGAACGCAAAAUUGUAACAGUUCCUCCGACGAAAACCGUUCUUCAGGCCAUGCUAGCAUGUCCGAUAAUGGCACAAGUUCCCCUCGAGGAACAGAUCGUCUAACGGCCGGAGUUAUGCAAAAGUCGCUCAAAAAUCGAGCUUCGGCUCAACACAAUCGGGCAAGACAUCGAGCUACACCAGCCAGGUUGCAUGUUCCCUGGACCGGAAGCGGAGGUCUUGAAGACAUCAAAUUAGCGCUACAACAGCUCACAAUGCGCUCACACACUUCCUCAAGCACUUACUCUAGCAUUAGUGCUGGGUCCGAGAGCUCGGAACCUGCAGUCAGGAGGCUAAUGAGGCACUCCUCUCUCGAGACGAUUAACACAAAUAUUACCAACGCUGAUGAGUUUGUCUGGGUCGAUUCGCAUAAUCGCCUCGUUGAGCUGCAGCACCUACCCUGGACCAACCACUGCAUUUUGCGGGUGUUGCAAACGGGUCGCUUUCGCGACCAUGUCUCCAGAGUCAGUGUUGAGACAAUCCCCAGACUUUCCUACCUGCUUCAACGUGCGUUGGUUCGGAUUGGACGCGAAAUCCAACGCCUGUCGUCAACUUUGGGCAUUUGCACCAAACACGACAUCACUGUCUCCUUCCGAAUCGUGCUUUGCCCCCCGUUGGCAGACUCCUGCAUCAAAGCAUCGCUCCGAGCCGCUGCUAUGCUGGCAAUGUCUGGGGACUGUGCCCUCAAACAGAGCAAAUCGCUAAGGGCUGGUUUGCAAUUCCAUAUCGGGAGGUUCCACCGCUGGAUGACCGACAUCAAACUCGCAAGAUUUGUCCAUGAAUAUGCAGCAGUGUACCUCUGCGCCGGCUUGGAGAACCUCCUCGAGGAGAUCCUCCUCCAGUGUCUCCCAAGCGACUCGGAGGUGACCCUCACGGCCACCCUCCUCGAGCACGCCAUUGCCAACAAUGGAGACCUAUGGGGGCUGCUGCAGCCCUACGCGCACCUCAACGCUGGGAGAAUCGCGUCGGGAGCUUUAGCCCUCCCUCGAUGGGCCUCUAUGUCCAGUAUCGGCUCCGGUCGCGAUUCCCGAACUCCAGAACCCUCACUCAUGACCACUUGUGUCGGGUCUUUGAAAGAGUUGCAAGAUUUGAUCAGUCGGAUGCAACCCCGAGUGCCAUUAUGCCCCAAAGCAAUGCGAACGCUUUUCUACUUUAUGAGGUGUUCGCAACUGGAGCAUGUCGAACAGGGCGCCAGUGCUGUCCAGGAGUUGUGCUAUGAAAGAGCCUAUGUUGUCCUCCCGCCACUUGUGGAGUGGUUGAGGGUUGCGACAGCUCACAGCGAGCACAGAUUCGCGCCCCUUAUCGAUAAAGACGACGUAAUGCAAGCUGCAAGACUCUUGUUACCCGGAGUCGACUGCCCGGUGAGAAAUUUAGGCGAGGAAAUGCUAAGAAUCCGGAAGAACACCGGAAACGAAGACGAUCAUAUUGAAGCUUCGAGGCAGAUUCAGGUCGAACUGGCGUUCCGGUUGUUGUUGACCGGACGUCCGGAGCUGAUACAACAUGCCGUUUCAUUGCUUCCGGUCUCGACAAGACUUGACACUUUGAAUUUGCAAGGACACACAGCGCUGAUGUUGGCUGCGAUCAACGAUGAUGAUAUUGCCUUGACUGCUUUGUUGGACGCUGGGGCUUCCGUCGAUGUGGAAACCCCAAUUACUAACCCCAAUUUUAGCGCAGUGAACGGGGAAACGCAACAUUGGACCGCUUUGACAUACGCUGCCGCAAAAGGACAUGCCCGCUGUUGCAGGAUUUUGCUAGAAAGAGGGGCCAAUGUUGAGGGCGGAGCACGAUUAAGUGAAGAUAAAUGCACCCUAACCCCCCUUCAGGUGGCGUGCGGAACCGGCAAUUCGGAGGUGGUUUCGCUCCUACUGGCCCACGGCGCGCACCCCUUUUUCUCCACCCAAAUCAAAGACUCCCUCUGUUACUCCGCCUCAGCUCAAAGGGGUUGCUACAGCGCAAUUUCCGUAGCUGCAGCCCAUGGCCAAAGAGCAAUCUUGCAGAAACUACUAGCACAACCCUUAAUUCCUGUAAACAAAGAAGUCUUGUCUUUGGAGGAGAUUCUAGCUGAGGGAACCACACCCAACUGUUCCUCUUCAUCAAACUCGACGCCUCACUUUACGAAAACCCAAGUCAAGUCGUUGCAAGAGGCCAUGUAUCACAGCGCCGAGAACAACCACUUGGACAUUACGGUGGAAAUCAGGGCUUUGGGGGUCCCUUGGACCCUCCACUGUUGGAUGCACUCCCUGGGGGCCGCUCAUGAAGCGCGUCUCGACUGCGUCAUCGACCAGCUCUUGCAAGACUUCCUGCAAGUGUGCCCCGACGAUUACAGCUCGCAGUUUGUGCAAGAGUGUCUCCCCCUCUUGUUCAACAUUUUCAGAUACAGCAAAGAAGGGACCACGUUGUUGCUAGCCGAUAUUUUUUCGACUUGCUUUGGCUGGGAGCCGAUCAAACCGAUCAAAAACUGCGUCCCUUCGGCCACUUCGAGCUCGAGAAUUGACCCGAAAUAUGUAAAUAAUCCCGAACUGAGCGAUGUCACGUUCCGAGUGGAGGGCCGCUUGUUUUACGCGCACAAAAUAGUCCUAGUGACUGCCAGCUCAAGACUGAGGUCCAUGUUAAGCUCGAAGCUGUGUGAAGGGGGCUUACCGACCGUUCAAAUCAACGAUAUCAGAUACGACAUCUUCCAGAUUGUGAUGCAGUUUUUGUAUCAAGGGGGUUGCCAAACACUAGAGCCGGCUCAAGACGAUAUUUUGGAGCUAAUGGCAGCGGCGAAUUUUUUCCAGCUUGAUGGUUUAUUGCGAUAUUGCGAAAGUCGGUGUGCUUCUAUGUUGGCGUUAGAUAAUGUUGUUUCAAUGUAUAUUCAUGCUAAAGUGUACAAUGCUGUUCAGUUGUUGGAGUAUUGUCAAGGGUUUUUGUUGCAAAAUAUGGUCGCUUUGCUUACUUACGAUGACUCAGUUAAGAGACUCCUCUUUGCGAAAAAAUUACCGAAUCAUGAUGUUCUCGCAGGAUUGUUGAAUACGCUUCAAAACAGGAUCAAGACACGGAAAACGCAAAAUAAUUUUAAGCUCAAUCAAAAUCUGUGUAAAUAAAUUAUUGUUAUCCCGAUUAGUUAAGAUUAUUUAUAUAUUUAUUAGUGUUGCCUUGUUAUAUCAUAGGAUUUUUAUGUUUAUCGUAAAAUAAACUAGGUACUUGCAAAAA